AUUUUGAAAAGUACUCUUAGUUCAAAAAGUGAGUUAAUGUUCAUAAACAAAUUUUUAAAUAAAUUAACAACUGAAAAGGAAGCGUUUAUAGAUUUUUAAAGAAUGUUAUUUAGUCCUCUUUCACCAAACAUCAGUAAAAGUGCUUUAACAUCGAUAAGAAGACGACUAUCAAAUGCUUCCCCGCGUAUUUGUCCAACACCUCCUAGACGGAGCUCUUUGGCUAUUAAUUCAAUUAUAUAUCAAAAUAGGGGGCCGUCUGCUAAUUUAACAACACCUACUUCUCCUGCUGUAUUUAAUUUCAACGAAUUGCCUAGAAAGUCAGUUACAGAGAUUACCAAUAGUCCUUUAAGUGCAAUAAAAAAUAGGCGACCUUCUAUUAGAUUAGAGAAACUCAUUGGUGCAGGAGGAUUUGGAAAAGUGUACGCAGGAAGAUGGAAUGGACGGAAAGUAGCCAUUAAGAAAUUAAAGAAGAAGACAGCUAGAGAUGAAUGUAUAACAUCGGAAGAGUACGCUCUAAAUUUUUCACACCCAAAUAUUGUUCGUGUAUUUUGGGUAGAUACAAUUGAUAGCUGUGAAGCAGAAACUAUAAUUGUUAUGGAAUAUGCAGGAAGAAAGAAUUUGCAACAUAUAAUUGACAAUUACGACGAAGUAUUACCUAUGAAUACAAGAAUAAGAUAUCUGACUGACUUACUGAAAGCUCUUGAAUACAUGCAUUCUAAAGACUUUGUUCAUUUAGAUGUUAAACCAGCCAAUAUUAUUAUUGAUUCAGUAACAGAUACUUGUAAAUUGGGAGAUUUUGGUUGUGUACAAAAGCUGGGAGAUUCUCACUCAGUGGAGAGUAAUGUUGUUGGUACUUAUGCCUACAGGGCACCAGAACUUUUUAGAGGUCAAUAUCCUUCUGAUAAGUCUGAUAUAUACUCUACGGGCAUAAGCAUGUGGCAAAUGAAAGAGAGGAGAGUACCUUACGAAAAUGUACAUCAUCAUAUAAUAGCAUUUAAAGUUGUAUCUCAAAAUCGAAGACCAUCUAUUCGACUGUUAGACUCCUCCGAAGAAGAAUCCAUAUACAAAGACAUUUUUACACAAUGUUGGCAAGGAGACCCAAAAAGUAGACCGUCUGCUAAAGGUUUAUUAGAUGUUUUAUCCCAUAUAAAUUAG
Molecule: messenger RNA, 1155 nt
Organism: Dimorphilus gyrociliatus
Lineage: Eukaryota; Metazoa; Annelida; Polychaeta; Dinophilidae
Source: the annotation of a GenBank genome assembly